Molecule: messenger RNA, 402 nt
Organism: Gryllus bimaculatus (two-spotted cricket)
Lineage: Eukaryota; Metazoa; Arthropoda; Insecta; Orthoptera; Gryllidae
Source: the annotation of a GenBank genome assembly
AUGCGGUGGCUACCGCAGGGUGCACGAACUGUCGCCACUGACCGACCGCGAACAUUACGGGAUCACGAGGACGAUGGACAGCCAGACAGGAAAAGAUGGUCUAUGUAUGACAUAAAAACAGUGGGCGAGGGAGCUGUGGGAAGUGAAGAACAGGAGAACAGUGAGAAUGGGAGUACAAUGAGGAUGGGAGGGUUGUUGGGACGGAAGGACUGGGGUGAGACACAGUGGGAACGGGGAAAAGUGUUGACGGGUAUAGUGGGACAAGGGACAGGGGAACGGAGAGCCAGUAGGGACUGGAAGGCAAUGAGGCCCGGAGACCAGUGGGAACAGAAGGACUAUGGGGAAGGAGACGGGGAUAGUGGGGACAAGGACAGUUGGGACAGGAGAAUGGAGGGACAGUAG